AUGUUGUCGAUCAUCUUCGUUUAUAUUUACUUCCUCACGUUUCUUUCUUCCACUGUCCAACACCGCUGUCUUGAGUUUUGCGACGUAUACCUAAGCUUUAACGAAACACUCGAUGUCAUCUCGUCUGCUUGCGAUAAAACAUUUGAAUCUGGCGAGUGUUUCACUGAACUUAGCUUUGAUUACGUAUCAAAAUUGAUACACAUCAAAUUCGGGGAGCAAAGUGUUGUUAGUGCAAAUGCAACAUCGGACGAUUAUUAUCUAUCCCAUGAGACGGAACUGUGGCAUGAAACAUUCAAUGUGCAAUGGACUAUAUUCAAACAUAAAUGUUACAAUGAAGACACCUGUGAUUUAAAAUACGUUAAUACGAAAAUACUCGAAAUGCGCAAAUUAACUUGGAAUUUUGCUGAAUUUCAACAGAAACUAUAUUCGGCAUUGUUCACACCUGACUCAACUUUGGACACCAUUCGGUGUGCGUCAACAGAUGGUCAACCAGCAACGUGUUCUGACGGAAUCAAGUCCUGCAGUCUAAACAUGGACAAUCUUCGUUUCAAUAACACACAAAGAGGUUGUUCGUCGCACAGCGAUGAUCACACACGAAAACAAUUGGGAAUCAAAGAGGAAACAGCGUACUUUCUCAAUGGUAAAGAAGAUGCUCGACAAAGUCUAGUUGAAUAUGUUUGUAAUCAUGAUUUAUGUAACGAACGAGAUCCAUAUCAUAUUGUCAUGAAACUAUUGAUCGAAUACAAUCUAUUACGUCCAGAUACACCAAUAGAACCUCCGUUUUCGAUGUCCAGUUUGAAUCAACCAGUGAAGAAAACAUUAUUUUUCUCUCUUUUUCUCGUUCUAUUUUAUAUUUCAUAA
Adineta ricciae is the source of this 861-nucleotide messenger RNA. The record is from the annotation of a GenBank genome assembly. NCBI's taxonomy places the organism in Eukaryota, Metazoa, Rotifera, Eurotatoria, Adinetida, Adinetidae.